AUGAAACAUGAACGUGUACUCUUGAGUGAGCUGAACUCUACCAGCACGGCGUACAAAGUGAGGGUGAAGGUCAUUGAAAAAGGUCGUGUCACCAAAUCCCCUAAGAAAGGGCUUCUAUAUCAGCAGAUCCUUAUGGAAGAUGAGAGGACUAAUAAGGUAGUUGCUUCACAGGGGUACAAAAUGCGUGGUGCGCUGUUCGGAGAUCAGAUUGCAGCAUACAAAGAUGCCCUCCAGCACAAAGGGACUUAUGAAAUUGCAGAUGCUUCAUUCCGAUCUGCAGACCAGCAGUGGAAACGAGAUGAACAUGAGAUGGACUUUCAGAUGAGUUUCGGUAGGCAGACAGUUGUUCAACCUAUUGAUCCUGAGGCAGGUCCUAUUGUGCCAGAUUACCAAUGCCUUGCAUCUGUGCCAAGGGUUGGGGAUCCGGAUGACAGAUACGAUGUUCUUGGUGUCGUGUUGUAUGUCGAUGAGGAAGCUAGGUCAGUUGACACAGCUCAGGGGUGUCGGGCCUUGGUCUGUGAGAUUGUCAUCUCUGACCACAGUGAUCUUGUUGAGGCUGAAUGUGAUGCUUUGUCCUCUUGGGCCGAGAAAUUUGUUGUAGUUGGCUUUACUUCUCUUCGUGCUACUUCACACAAAGGUACUACAAUCCCAGUACAAGGCUUCUCCCUCGCAACUAGCAUUUCUACUUUGAUUCACCAUGAUCCUAAGGGAGACAGGCCAAAUGCACUUACUGAAUGGGCUCUCACACACAAGGACAUUCUGUCCGACAGGCAAGCUAGGGUGUUGGAUGUCAGGAACCCUUCUAAAGAAAGGGUGAUCAUGACCCUUGAAGAGCUGAAGCUCAAGAAGAACACCACCACUUUGCAAGAAGAGCGCCGCUGGUUAAGAGUUGUUGUGCCUGAGCCAGACUUUGAUCGGGUUUAUGCAUACAUAGGUUGUUGUACCUGUAGCAAGCGCACAGACGUUCCAGUAGGAGACUCAUACACGUGCACAGGUUGCUCACAUAAGGAUUCUGUUGCUUCUCCCAGGUUUACUUCACUCUGCUUUAAUAGUCUGCACUUUACCAACGCACCACACUGA
Messenger RNA from Spinacia oleracea (spinach), 1080 nucleotides. RefSeq names its product replication protein A 70 kDa DNA-binding subunit B-like. Lineage: Eukaryota; Viridiplantae; Streptophyta; Magnoliopsida; Caryophyllales; Amaranthaceae. The record is from RefSeq and is a predicted model, not a curated record. The transcript is spliced from 7 exons. The coding region runs from base 1 to 1080 and encodes 359 amino acids.